CACAUUGUACACGUGAACACAAAAUACGCGAACAUAAGCGUAGCAUUGGCGAACUCGGACGGCCUGGCUGUGUUAGGAUUCUUCGUGAAGAUUGAAGGAACAACAGACAAUACUAACUUUGACGUCAUACUUAACCCUGUACGUAAUGGCAACGUGACGUAUGACAACGAGGUUAUGAGGUAUGCAACACCCUUCCCGAUCUCCCAAAUCGUCCCCGCGACUUUCAACGAUUAUUACAGAUACCCAGGAUCGCUCACAACACCACCUUGUGCUGAAAGUGUUGUUUGGACAAUGUUCAGAGAGCCGAUAGUGAUCUCACAAGCACAGGCGCAGGUACUUCAAACCUCUCUUUACGCAAAUGAGAAAACGGCUGCAAAUAAUGUACUUAUUGGCGGCAACUAUCGUCCCCCUUUGGCCCUCAAUGGUCGAGUGGUGAAACGUACCGGUUCUGGCGCUGGCACAAUCGGCAAAAUAUCCAUCCGCGAGAUGGCAGCCUUGGUCAGUCUGAUAUGUUUUGCUAUUUUCUGGUAAAAACUUAUUUACGCGAAGGUUUCACAAUUUGUGUGUGUGACGCAUAAAUUACCUAGUUCCUUUAAACGAUACGUCAUAAUACCUAUUGUAAACAACAUAAAGAAGCGGAAUAUUAACAAAUGUGUUAGAAAAUACUUCCCUCAAUGAAAUUUAAUGAGAGGGUAAACAACGCUUUUA
Ciona intestinalis (vase tunicate) is the source of this 708-nucleotide messenger RNA. The record is from RefSeq and is a predicted model, not a curated record. NCBI's taxonomy places the organism in Eukaryota, Metazoa, Chordata, Ascidiacea, Phlebobranchia, Cionidae.